This is a messenger RNA of Lobosporangium transversale, 1099 nucleotides long. RefSeq names its product AIG1 family-domain-containing protein. The transcript has 4 exons. Lineage: Eukaryota; Fungi; Mortierellomycota; Mortierellomycetes; Mortierellales; Mortierellaceae. Gene Ontology annotation, molecular function: GTP binding. Bases 274 to 1029 code for a protein of 251 amino acids. The record is from RefSeq and is a predicted model, not a curated record.
CUUUCCAACCUUUUUCACCUUGACAAUAAACUGUAAAGCCUCUUUUCCAACCUUUUACCAGUGCACUCCGAUAUAACAGCUUUAUUACGAUGAUCAACGAUGCAAACAACAUUGUUCUGGCAGUGGUAAUGGCUCUCACCAGCUAAUCAACACUUUUCGCGAUAUACUUAUAUGUAUCUUUUGACUUUCGUUGAAGAGGUAUCAUUUUUCACUAUAUUUAAACUCCCCUCUUCCUUUGGUACUUGCUGUUACAUUCAUCGGCAUGACAAUUAGAUGGGUGCAGUUGGAAAUGGUAAAUCAUCUACAUUAAACUCCAUUAUUCAAGAGCCCCUUUUCCAGUCAGGACGAUCUAUUGGUCCUGUUACGCAGCGAAUCGGCAGCUGCGUCCGCCAUUGGAAACUGCCUGAGGUUGGACGCACUGUUCAUAUCGUAGAUACGCCUGGCAUGUGCGAUUCAACUUAUAAAGACGUAGAGAACGUUCAUCUGAUGGUCGAGUUUUUCAAGACUUUGUCACAUGGUGUUAGUGCAUUUGUACUUGUAUUCAAUAUUCAUAAUACUAGGCUGGAUGAAUACACAAAAAACAUGCUGAGAUUAUUUGAAAGACUACUAGGACCGCAGUUCUGGAAGCAUGUGGUCAUUGUCUUUACUCAUGUUGACGAGGAUCAAAGAGAUUAUUUAGAAGACAACAUUGAUGCAUUGACAGAUCCAGUGGAUGGGUUUGUAAAGGUGAUCAACCAAUGGUUCCAUCUCCAGUAUCAGCCGCCUUUGGUCUUCCUCUCCAACCGCGAUACACGGUACAGCCAAUACGCACGCGAAUGCUUUAUGGAGUUGUAUGAGGCAGUUCUGUCGGUAGAAAAUGGUUCGCGUAGAGAGAAAUUCACUUGCACAUUUUUUCAAGAGGUCAACAACCGUACCGGAAUUAUACAAGACAACUAUAUUGUCCAAAGCAUCCGAACUGCAGCAGCAGCCAUUCCUCAGAUGGUACAAUCUGGCACAAGGGCUGUUGCCAAUGUAUGCAGUGUAAUGUGAGGCUAUGGGCGGAAACUUUUAAUACAGAUUUCAUUUAUAUAAACAUGCAUAAAGCAAUGCUUCCUACGCC